Molecule: messenger RNA, 483 nt
Organism: Mesorhabditis spiculigera
Lineage: Eukaryota; Metazoa; Nematoda; Chromadorea; Rhabditida; Rhabditidae
Source: the annotation of a GenBank genome assembly
AUGGAAGCUUCCCCUAUGAUGGCCAGCGGAAAUGUCGGGGUACGGUCCGGCGGCUUGCCUGCGCGCUUCGCAGUGGCGAGCAUCAUCGACAAGCAGCAGCGCGAGAUCGGGCGGCUGAUGAUGGAGAACGAGAAGCUUCGCCGACAAUUGUCUGCCGUGCCACCGUUGAAGGGCCCGCCCACGCAGGUGGUUCGUCGGACUACACGAGGGCGCGAUCCCGAGGCGCCUGAUCCCGGUUAUCAGCUUUAUCAGGUUCCAGGGGCGAUCCUCGCAAUGUGUUACUAUCCGUUUGCGUCGGCAGAGAACAAACUGUGCAUCAUUUCCGUCGUCAUCGUAAUCCUUCUGCAAGCUGCAAUUUGCUAUCCGAUUGCGGUCCAGAAUUUGAAAAAGCACAAGGCCGCCAUGGCUGCCGGGAUUAAGCCAACUGCCGCAACCACCAAAAACGUCCAAAAAGAUCCAGAUGCCGACUCGGCUUGUUAUGUA